AUGUUUGGUCAGAUUGUCAUCGGCCCUCCUGGGUGUGGUAAAACCACCUACUGCGCAGGAAUGUCGCAAUACUUUACCUUAUUGGGAAGACCGCAUAAAAUAAUAAAUCUCGACCCAGGGAACGACAUUCACGACAACGAAAAUUACGAAUGCGCGGUGGAUAUUAGCGAUUUAGUGUGCUUGGAAAACGUGCAAGAAGAGUUGAAUCUAGGGCCAAAUGGAGCGAUGAUGUACUGUUUGGAGUAUUUAGAAGCUAAUUUGGAUUGGUUGAAGGAGAAAUUAGAACCGUUCGAGAAGGAGUGUUUUUUAAUAUUCGAUUUACCGGGACAGGUGGAGUUGUUCAACUUGCACGAGUCUCUGAAGAAUAUCAUCGGCGUCAUGCAAAACGAGUGGCACUAUCGAGUGGUGACGGUGCAUUUAGUGGAUGGGCAUUUAUGCGCGGAUCCGUGGAAAUAUGUUGCCGCGUUGAUGUUAUCGUUAUCGACCAUGUUACAUUUAGAAACGCCGCACGUGAACGUUUUGUCCAAAGUGGAUUUGAUGGACAAAUACGGCGAAUUGGCGUUUAAUUUAGAAUUUUACACCGAGGUGCAGGAUUUGAGUUAUUUAGCGGAGUAUUUAAACAGCGAUCCAAAGUUUAAAGAGUACAACAAGUUAACGAACAGCAUCAUGGAGAUUAUUGAAGAUUUUGGUUUAGUCAGGUUUACCGCGAUGUCCAUCGAGGAUUUCGAUUCAGUCAACCGAGUGUGUCAGUUGUGCGAUAAAAGCAUCGGGUAUAGUCCAGAGUUCCAUAAGAAUUUAAAAACGCAACAAGAGAGAGGCAGUUCGAGUAGUAGUAGCGCGCACCCCGCGGUCGGUCCCGCGUCGUAUUUCAAAAGUGGAGUCAUUCCCGAACGCGAUUGGGAUCCGAGGAGGGCGUAUUCGAAAAUGCCGGCGGAACCGAUAUCGGCGUCGAAUUUAGACAUCACCGAACGGUUUUUCAAUUCUGUUAAAAUAAGCGAAGAUGACGACGAUGGUGCCGAAGAUGGCGCAGGCGAAGGAAAAGACGAGAUUAAGAAGGAAGCAGUCGAGAAAUAG
This is a messenger RNA of Bathycoccus prasinos, 1074 nucleotides long. RefSeq lists its product with no specific name. The coding region runs from base 1 to 1074 and encodes 357 amino acids. Gene Ontology annotation, molecular function: GTPase activity. The transcript has a single exon. Gene Ontology annotation, cellular component: cytoplasm. Lineage: Eukaryota; Viridiplantae; Chlorophyta; Mamiellophyceae; Mamiellales; Bathycoccaceae. The record is from RefSeq and is a predicted model, not a curated record.